Molecule: messenger RNA, 1809 nt
Organism: Paramuricea clavata
Lineage: Eukaryota; Metazoa; Cnidaria; Anthozoa; Malacalcyonacea; Plexauridae
Source: the annotation of a GenBank genome assembly
AUGGUCCGAUGUGUAUUUCAGCAGGCAAGUUAUUACGUUCUCUGUCAAAUGUCAACUGGAGCAACUUUUUCAGGUAGGCAUCCGCUGUUAUACGCAAAGGCUGUCCUGCUCAUCAUGAUCCAUCUCGUUGCUUGCCUUGGCACUCUUUCUAUUCGUCUUGAUAACUGAACAUUAUUUGUGCACGCCCAUACCUCUGUUGUGUAAUUAACUGUAAUUUCACAAGUCUCCUGCAAGUGAAGUUACAAAGAUCUUUUUCACUGUCAACACAAGUCAGCUUUUUCGGCCUCGUGGUACAAUCGUACAUGCAUGAUAGGAGUUUUUAGUAAGGCUAGUGUAAUUGUUUUAUGUAGUUUAGCGCCGUUGGCAUGCAGGGUUGUUUCAGUUUUAUUUUCCACAUUGUACGGUAGAUGGUUAAUGAAAAUCACAAACAAGAAAGGCAGGAUGCUUUUUGCGGCACUGCAGAUGUGAAUGGUUUAAUGUUGUAACAGCACCAUUAACAGCAAAACUCUGACUUCUACUUUUUAAAUAGUCCGGGAACCAACACAAAACAGAUCAUAUUACACUGUAAUCACGAAGUUUCUGAAAAAUCAUUGUGUGACCCAGAAACUGAACAGCCGGGCUGUUUAUAUACCCAAGUCUUGCCGUGACUGUGGAGAACUGAGGAGGUUAAGCGACACAUGAGAAAAUUAGGCGAAAAUUAUGUUUGGAUGGCCUGGGAACGUUGCUGAAAAAGCUUAAGUAGGAAAAUCGUUAUAGAAUUUAGAAUCCCUCUUGUGAUAACUGCAAGAGCGACGUCGGCGCAUUUUCAUUCGGAGUGAAUACGAAUGCAACGAAUAAAAAGAGAAAUUUGUAUGCAGUAUUCUUUCAAAUCAAUCAAAGUCUUCCUAGCUAAACCCUGUUCUUGUUAUUCUGUUCCUUCGGGUUAAACGAGGCCUUGUCCCCUUCAACAGCAGUAUAACAAGGACGAAUAAGUUUUAAAAAGAUGCUUUUAUUCGCUAUAACUAACUUUGUAAAAAAAGAAUGCUCACUGAGGCGUGAGAACCGAGCCAGAAAAACAGUGGUAAAAAUACCCCCUGGCUCGCGAAUGAGAUGCGGUUGACGGAAAAAUACCGCGAAAACGAGUGAACGUAGAGGAAUAAUAUUAAAGGCUAUAGAAAGUAUUUAGGGGCCAUAUUGGAUGUUUCAUUAGUUUUUGCCAGGAUUGUCGUUUCUCAACGGAUUUUAAUAACGUGGUCUAUAACAAAACAAUAACUGAAUCCGGCUUUUGUGACUUUCGCGUUAUUGUUUCGUGUUAUAUAGUUAGGGUGUGAGUUAAGUUCUCGGAUUUGUACAAUGACUAGACGUUUUUAAUUAAUUGAUUUCGUCAUCAUUAAUUUUGCUCCGACCCUGCGUUAAUUACUAAUCAAUUUUAAUUUCGCGAUGUCACACGGUGUCGUGAACAUAGAUAUUACCUGCUGUAAUUAUAUUUAAUCUCUUUUGUUAUAGCUAAGUCGGACCUAAACAUUAGAUUGGCAAAUACAAAGAGCAACAAAACAGGGAGACUCGAAAUAUUUCAUCCUUCCUUUGGCUGGGGUACCGUCUGUGAUGAUGAAUGGGAUGAUACCGACAGUCGCGUUGUCUGUCGUCAGUUGGGUUUCAGUGGAGUAAACGCGACAGGCAAGAAAGCUUACGGUGGUCAAGGAACUGGUUCAAUAUUGUUUGACGAUGUGAAGUGCACUGGUGAUGAAUCAUUCAUUUGGGAUUGCAGUCACCGUGGGUGGAAUGUACACAACUGUGACCACUCUAAAGAUGUCGGUGUCGACUGUACCG